UUAGAAGUUUUAGAUGCAGGAAACUGUGCUCUUUAGUGACAGUUUCCAAGUUGGAACAUUUGCGAUAUAUGAAAGCUAAGAAAUCUUUGUUCGAGUAUUAUUUUAUGUAUGGCCAUUGCUUUGUAUUCAAUAAUUGCUUCAAUCUGGACCGGGUGCAAUCAACAACAUUAUGGCUAAUGCACAGCUUAAAGCUCAAUAUAUGGCACAGGUAUUUGCGAUGGAAUCUUCUGAAGGUACUGAUCAUUUUUAUGAUAAAAGUUUCUUUUCUUGUUUACCUGGAAGUGAAAUUUCAGAGACAUUCAAGAAUCGGAGUACAAAUUCUUCAAUAACUGUCAAGUUGGUUCCAGAUUGUUCUAAUAAAAGAUUCUUGGGCUUUAUUCUAUGCUUUGUGGUUGAUUUUGAGCACCAUCUUGAAUUCUUCGAUAUCAGUGUCAAUUGCAAAUGUCAAUUAAAAACCAAGUGUGGUGAUCAUCACGAUUUUGCUUAUCGCUGGAAUUCAAUAAACCCUUUGCAUCGAGACAUAAGCUUUGAUUCCAAUCAUGUGAUCCUUUUUAUUUGAUGGUUUCGGACGUGGAAUCAAUAAAACAUCCAUAAACAAGCAUUUUGAGGUGGCCUCCAUUGAAAUCUACGUUGAAGCUACGGAUUUGGUUUCCAAUAUUAAGCAUUUCAAAGUGCAAAAUGUGGUGUUAAUGUAUUAUAUAUGGAUACUGUUAGAUCUAAUGACGAAGAGUUUGAAUCCAGCACAAGUUACAGUGCUGAUGAAUCCAGCACAAGUUAAAGUGCUGAUGAAUCCAGCACAAAUUACAGUGUUGAUGAAUCUAGCGCAAAUUACAGUUCUGAUGGUGAAGAGGCAGUGGAUCCAAACCAUUGAGAUAUUGGAAUCAAGUUGUCAUGCUACAUAAUUAUUCACCAAAGAUGAAGAGAACAG
Durio zibethinus is the source of this 928-nucleotide messenger RNA. Lineage: Eukaryota; Viridiplantae; Streptophyta; Magnoliopsida; Malvales; Malvaceae. The record is from RefSeq and is a predicted model, not a curated record.